AUGAACUCCCCAUAUGCAACAAUCCUUGAUAACCCGGAUUUCCAUCCGGCUAUGUAUGCUGAGAAAGUCGACCGUGCUCUGAGAGCUAGCGACAAGGACGCCAUCGCCCAUAUUCUGACCUCGAUCAGCAACAAUCAGCGUCAAUUGCUGCGCGAACCUUACAAAGUCAAGUACGGUAAGGACAUCAUCUCGGCGCUCGACAAAAAAUUGGGUGGAGAUCUCGAAAAGACUGUGUUUGCGCUGAUGGACACUCCUCUGGAUUAUGAUGUCAAGCAGCUGAAAGCCGCUAUGAAGGGCCUUGGCACCGAUGAAGCGACAUUGAUCGAGAUUCUCUGCUCUCGCACUCCUGACCAAUUGGCUGCAAUUCGAAUUGCUUAUGAGAGGGAAUACAAGACUCCAUUGGAGAAGGACAUCGCAGGCGAUACAUCUGGGGAGUUCAAGGAUCUCUUGUGUGCACUUGCCACAGGAAGCAAGGACAGCGGUCGCGAAACCAACGACGCGAAUGCCAAAGAUGAUGCCAUUCGACUUUUCGCUGACGGUAAGGCCAAGUUGGUUGGCAAAGGUGCUCCAUCGCACUUCUUGACCAUCCUUGCCUCUCAGAAUCAGUAUCAGUUGAGAAAGGUUUUCGCCGAAUUCGCCAAUCUCUCCGGGACCACCAUCGAGAAGGCGAUCGAAAAAGAGUUCAGCGGUGACUUGCAGAAAAGUUAUCUCACCAUCGUUAAAGCAUCUACUGACAAGCAGAAAUUCUUUGCUGAACAACUUUACUACUCGAUGAAGGGUCUGGGAACUAACGAUAAUGAUCUGAUCCGUGUGUUGGUCACCCGCUCAGAAGUUGAUCUCCAACUUAUCAAGGAAGAAUUUGAAAAAAUGUACAACAAGCCACUUGCCGAAAUGAUCAAGGGUGACACCUCUGGUCAAUAUCGCGACGCUUUGCUCGCCAUUGUAGCCGGUAACCGUCAACCGUACUAGAACUUCUCUUGAUUAACCGUCAUCAUUGCUUUUAUUAUCACAUUCCCCACUUAUAUCCGUAUCGCGUGCUGUUACUUGUUUUUAUU
This is a messenger RNA of Cylicocyclus nassatus, 1055 nucleotides long. NCBI's taxonomy places the organism in Eukaryota, Metazoa, Nematoda, Chromadorea, Rhabditida, Strongylidae. The record is from the annotation of a GenBank genome assembly.